AUGCGCGCUCGCGCGUGCCAGCGGCGACGGUCGGUCGCGCGCGGGACGGUUCGCGCGGACCGCCCGGCCCGAUCCGGCAUUUGCCGGCGACGCGCGCACGAGUGGCAGCGAGCGCGCAGGGAUGCGAUCGGCACAUCGCCAAGCCCCCUGACGGCGCCGGCGCACCCGAUGGGCGCGCGAACGUGCCCGGCAUUUGCCGGGGACGCCGACGUUCUCGAUGCGUCUCGGCAUUUGCCGAAGCGCGAGCGUUCGACCGCGCAAGUGCACGAGGCACGUCGAGCGGCGAGCGACGAUACGGCGGAUGGGCGUGGGAACGCGUUCGAGCGCGAGGCGGAGGUGGCGGGCCGGGCCGAGGUGUCGGAAGGCGCGCGCGAUGCGUCGGGAGCGCAAGCGUCGGCGGCACGUGGCACAACGUCGGGAGCACGCGUCGCGGCGACGGCGGGCGGAGGGCGGGCGACGAUGAGCGCGAUCCGGCGUUUGCCGAGGCGACGACGACGAGCGGUAGUGGCCAGGCCCCUACGAAGGGCUCUGGCAGAUGUAGUUAUAUUGUGUAGCUAUAUUCUACAUACUUCGUAG
Schizophyllum commune H4-8 is the source of this 576-nucleotide messenger RNA. RefSeq lists its product as uncharacterized. The record is from RefSeq and is a predicted model, not a curated record. The transcript has 2 exons. Lineage: Eukaryota; Fungi; Basidiomycota; Agaricomycetes; Agaricales; Schizophyllaceae. The coding region runs from base 1 to 576 and encodes 191 amino acids.